Brienomyrus brachyistius is the source of this 6998-nucleotide messenger RNA. RefSeq names its product CLIP-associating protein 2-like. Gene Ontology annotation, biological process: mitotic spindle assembly. Bases 229 to 4032 code for a protein of 1267 amino acids. The record is from RefSeq and is a predicted model, not a curated record. The transcript has 43 exons. NCBI's taxonomy places the organism in Eukaryota, Metazoa, Chordata, Actinopteri, Osteoglossiformes, Mormyridae. Gene Ontology annotation, molecular function: microtubule binding. Gene Ontology annotation, cellular component: microtubule organizing center; cytoplasmic microtubule; spindle microtubule.
CAGAAGCAGAGGGAGAGGGGGAGUGAGGGAGAGAGAGAAACAGAAAGAGGAGGGGGUGAGAGAAAGAAAAUGCCGGAUGAGGCAGAGAAUCUGUGAAGCAGAGGCUGUAUAGGAGCGCACUGGGCAGGCUUCUCUCCGGGGCUGGGCUUGGACAUGUAGCCCAGUCUAGGGGGCUCAGGGGCAGCUGACCAGCGCCUGGAUCAACCCCACCCUACCUAAAAACCAGGCAUGAGGCGUCUCAUCUGCCAGAGGAUCUGCGACUACAAAAACUUUGAGGAUGAGGAGGCGCAGGAGGAGGCCUCUUCCUCUCAGGCAGCUGGUAAACUGUCUGCGGCCAAGAAGCCUGGGAACCCAGGUAACAACCCUCGGAGGGCCAGCAGCCUGGGCCCCAGCCGGACGGGAGCCCAGUCCAGGGAAGGUGCCGGGGCCGUGGAUGAGGAGGACUUCGCCAAGGCCUUCACGGAUGUGCCCACCGUACAUAUCUACUCCACCAGGGACCUAGAGGACAACCUGAAUAAGAUUCGCGAGGUGCUGUCUGAUGACAAGCAUGACUGGGAGCAGCGAACAAAUGCGCUAAAGAAGGUGCGCUCGCUGCUGGUGGCCGGGGCAGCCAACUACGACUGCUUCUACCAGCACCUGCGCCUGCUGGACGGCGCCUUCAAGCUGUCAGCCAAGGACCUGCGUUCUCAAGUGGUGCGCGAGGCCUGCAUCACUGUGGCCCAUCUUUCCACGGUCCUGGGCAACAAGUUUGACCAUGGGGCAGAAGCCAUCGUCCCCAUUCUGUUUAACCUGAUCCCGAACUGUGCCAGAGUGAUGGCAACAUCGGGCGUGGCGGCAAUACGCUUCAUCAUCCGGCACACGCACGUCCCUCGGCUGAUCCCGCUCAUCACCAGCAACUGCACGUCCAAGUCCGUGGCCGUCAGGAGGCGAUGCUACGACUUCCUGGAUCUUCUGCUCCAGGAGUGGCACACGCACUCCCUGGAAAAGCAUGCAGCUGUUCUGGUGGAGAGUAUAAAGAAGGGAAUUCGAGAUGCAGACGCAGAGGCCCGAGUGGAGGCCCGAAAGGCAUACUGGGGUCUGAGGCAGCACUUCCCCUCCGAGGCGGAUGCCCUUUACCAUUCACUGGAAGCGUCAUACCAACGUAAUUUGCAGUCCUGCCUACGUAGCUCUGGCAGUGCCGCCUCAUUGCCACAGUCCGACCGCUCUUCCUCCAGCUCUCAGGAAAGCCUCAACCGACCUCUCUCCUCAAAGUGGUCUGCAACCCCUGGAAGAGGCCCUGUGGGUGCCAAGUCCCCGGGGUCACCAGGAUCGCUGCAGCGUUCCCGCAGCGAUGUCGAUGUCAACGCUGCCGCCGGCGCCAAGGCCCGUGCCGGGCAGACUGGAGGGACGAGCCACCUGCCCGCAGGGUCCUACAGCUCUCUGGAUGACACGUCCGAUAAGAUGGAUGGUCGGCUCCGUGCCAGGCAGACGCUCUCCGUGGCAGGGGGGCCUGUUGGAGGUCAGGGGGACUCACGAGGACGUAACCACGGCAAGCCAGUCUCCCAGUCGCAGCGUUCGGAGGACUUUGAUUCUAUGCCAGGAUCCCUGUCUGCUGCCACCCUUGGCGCUGGCAGCAGAUCUGGCUCCCCAGGGCGGGUUCUGACCAGCACCGCUCUCAGCACUGUGAGCACGGGGGCACAACGGGCCCUGCCAGGCCCAAGCUCCUCCCACCGCCGCAGCCGCAUCCCCCGCAGUCUUGGCUGCAGUCGAGACUCAAGCCCCACCCGCCUCUCUGUAGCACCUUCAAACCAGGUGUUUAACGGAGGAGCCAGAGGAACGCGAGGCAGUCGUAUCCCUCGACCCAGCAUGAGCCAGGGCUGUAGUCGGGACACCAGCCGUGAAAGCAGCCGUGACACCAGCCCCAUCCGCUCCUUCCAGUCCCUCGCUUCCCGACACUCCAGGUCCACGGGGACCCUCCAUGCCCCCGACGUUUUCGGGGUGACAGGGUCUGGCUAUGGGAUGGGUCAGUCCAGCAGGCUGUCCUCGUCCGUCAGUGGCAUGAGGGUCCUGAACACCGGCUCUGAUGUGGAGGAGGCACUGGCCGAUGCUCUGCUUUUGGGAGACACUAGGAGCAAGAAAAAGCCGGUCCGGCGGCGGUACGAUGCAUACGGGAUGUACUCUGAUGACGACGCCAACAGCGAUGCAUCCAGCGCCUGCUCGGAGCGCUCCUACAGCUCUCGCAACGGCAGCCUGACCUAUAUGCGGCAGACGGAAGAUGUGGCUGAGGUGCUGAACCGCUGUGCCAGCACCAACUGGUCAGAGCGGAAGGAGGGCCUGUUGGGGCUGCAGGGCCUGCUUAAAAGCCAAAGGAUCCUCAGCCGGGUGGAGCUGAAGAGGCUUUGUGAAAUCUUCACCAGGAUGUUUGCUGACCCUCAUAGCAAGGUCUUCAGCAUGUUUCUGGAGACGCUGGUUGACUUCAUCCUGGUCCACAAGGAGGAGCUACACGACUGGCUUUUUGUCCUGCUCACCCAGCUGCUGAAGAAGAUGGGUGCCGACCUGCUUGGAUCUGUUCAGGCCAAGGUCCAGAGGGCGCUGGAUGUCACCAGGGAGUCCUUCCCCAAUGACUUGCAGUUCGCGAUCCUCAUGAGGUUUACUGUGGACCAGACCCAGACGCCCAAUCUAAAGGUAAAAGUGGCCAUCCUUAGGUAUAUUGAGUCGCUGGCUAUGCAGAUGGACCCUGGUGACUUUGUCAACUCCAGUGAGACACGCCUGGCUGUGUCACGCAUCAUUACGUGGACCACUGAGCCCAAGAGCGUCGAUGUCCGGAAGGCCGCCCAGUCAGUGCUGAUCUCCCUGUUCCAACUCAACACCCCAGAGUUCACUAUGCUUCUUGGGGCUUUGCCCAAAACAUUCCAAGAUGGUGCAACGAAGCUUCUGCAGAACCACCUUCGCAACAGCGGCAGCAACUCUCAGACGCCCACAGGUAGCCCCCUGACACGCCACACACCUCGCUCUCCUGCCAACUGGAGCAGCCCCCUGACCUCACCCACCGGCACGGCGCAGAACACGCCCUCGCCCAGUGUAUUUGACUACGAGGCGGAAGGCACCAACUCAGAGGAUGUCUACAGCUCCCUGCGGGGUGUAAGCGAGGCCAUUCAGAACUUCAGCGUGCGGAGCCAGGAGGACAUGAGCGAACCAAGGGACGGAAAGAGGGACGGCGAGUCGGGGGCCGGUGAUGACCUGGACAUGGGAUCUAUGGGGGUGGACCCCCCAUCCCACAGCGAGGACACCCCCGAUGACGAAUCAGAGCGCCUCCCUGAAGAGGGUAACCAAUCGGAAUUGGUGGCAGAGCUGCUGAAGGAGUUGUCCAAUCACAACGAGCGUGUGGAGGAGCGCAAGGCGGCAUUGGGCGAGCUGCUGAGGCUAGUGCAUGACGGGCAGCUGCUGGUGUGGGAUGAGCACUUCAAGACCAUCCUGCUGCUGCUUCUGGAGACGCUCGGUGACCAAGAGCACGUAAUCCGGACCCUGGCCCUCAGGGUUCUGAAGGAGAUCCUCAACCAGCAGCCCUCACGCUUCAAGAACUAUGCCGAGCUAACCAUCAUGAAGGUUCUGGAAGCCCACAAAGACCCACACAAGGAGGUGGUGCGAGCAGCUGAAGAUACGGCAGCCAUGUUGGCCAGCUCCAUUGGCCCAGAGCAGUGUAUCAAGGUGUUGUGUCCCAUCAUCCAGACGGCUGAUUACCCCAUUAACCUCGCCGGCAUCAAGAUGCAGACCAAGGUUAUCGACCGUCUCUCCAAGGACAGCCUGCAGCAGCUCCUGCCAGAGGUAGUUCCAGGACUCAUACAGGGCUACGACAACCCCGAGAGCAGUGUGCGCAAGGCCUGUGUCUUCUGCCUGGUUGCCAUCUACGCUGUCAUUGGGGAUGAGCUGAAGCCGCACCUCAGUCAGCUGUCUGGGAGCAAGUUAAAGCUGUUGAACCUUUACAUCAAGCGUGCUCAGUCGGGUUCCAGUGGCAGCGACUCCACGGGAGAUCUCUCUGGCCAGGGUCUGUGAACCAGAAUGAGGGUUCAGUGCCCUCUGGAGGCAAUUGGGCAGAAGUGCGGGGGACUCUUCGUGGACUCACAGACACCUCCUACCAUGCAUGCUACAUCGCCUUACUGGGACGUCGGCCAGGGCAGCCAAACCCAACCUAGCCCUCCACACCCAGAGGACGUUACUAUGGAGACACCAGGUCACCAGACUCCCUGCUAAAAUCCCUAUUCUCACCCUCACCAUCACUGUCACAGUUGGACUGUUUUGUGUGAUAUAAAACCGAAAAUAUUGAUGAAACUAAAUAUGGAGAAGGGCGGGGGUUCACCCUCAACACUCCUUUUCUCUAAUGACAUUAAAAUAUCUUUGAAAAAUGAAUACUAAGAGAGAGAGGUCAGUUAUGGUUCUUUCAUCAGUUAGGACCAGGUGGCGACCUGCUUUUUAACUACAGUGUGGACAGCAGCAAACCACGUGCCAGAUAUUAAUAAGAUCUCACAGUACUAACAGAAUGCACCUGUUUCUAUGGCAACAUCUCCCCAGUGCAGUGAAGACAUGAGAGCUGACUGGGGGGCACAGCACUAGAGAUUCCUUGGCUCGCUUUUGACACGUAUGUCUGAUAUGGGACAGUCAUUCGGGACAGAAAAACAUUCUUUCGAACAACAGUAAUGACAUCUAUGCUGACUUUUUUAUUCCCUACAACAGUUAUGGACAAGUAAAUAAUUAUUGCAGACAAUAUGUCCCAAUGUGUUUGUUUGAUGCUAUGAGGCUGUGGACUUGAGACUUACCUCCUGCUUUAUGUGGUGUUUUAUUUCCUGUAUGUGAAAUGAUUCAAAAACAAGAAUGCCAGGAUCUGAAGGUAGAGUGGUGUUGAAGGUAAUAUCUUGGAGUAGUGUCCCUAUAUAGAGGCCUUGCAGGUGUCCUGUCCUCAAACAGAGGCCAUGCAGGUGUCCUGUCCCCAGAGAGAGGCCCUGCAGGUGUCCUGUCCCCAAACAGAGGCCCUGCAGGUGUCCUGUCCCCAAACAGAGGCCAUGCAGGUGUCCUGUCCCCAGAGAGAGGCCCUGCAGGUGUCCUGUCCCCAAACAGAGGCCAUGCAGGUGUCCUGUCCCCAGAGAGAGGCCCUGCAGGUGUCCUUUUCGCAGGUAUUGUCUCCAGACAGAGACCUUGCAGGUGUUCUGUCCCCAGAGAGAGGCCCUGUAGGUGUCCUGUCCCCAAACAGAGGCCAUGCAGGUGUCCUGUCCCCAAACAGAGGCCAUGCAGGUGUCCUGUCCCCAGAGAGAGGCCCUGCAGGUGUCCUGUCCCCAAACAGAGGCCAUGCAGGUGUCCUGUCCCCAGAGAGAGGCCCUGCAGGUGUCCUGUCCCCAAACAGAGGCCAUGCCGGUGUCCUGUCCCCAGAGAGAGGCCCUGCAGGUGUCCUGUCCCCAAACAGAGGCCAUGCAGGUGUCCUGUCCCCAGAGAGAGGCCCUGCAGGUGUCCUGUCCCCAAACAGAGGCCAUGCAGGUGUCCUGUCCCCAGAGAGAGGCCCUGCAGGUGUCCUUUUCGUGGGUAUUGUCUCCAGACAGAGACCUUGCAGGUGUUCUGUCCCCAGAGAGAGGCCCUGUAGGUGUCCUGUCCCCAAACAGAGGCCAUGCAGGUGUCCUGUCCCCAAACAGAGGCUAUGCAGGUGUUCUGUCCCCAGAGAGAGGCCCUGCAGGUGUCCUGUCCCCAAACAGAGGCCAUGCAGGUGUCCUGUCCCCAAACAGAGGUCUUGCAGGUGUUCUGUCCCCAGAGAGAGGCCCUGCAGGUGUCCUGUCCCCAAACAGAGGCUAUGCAGGUGUCCUGUCCCCAAACAGAGGCCAUGCCGGUGUCCUGUCCCCAAACAGAGGCCAUGCAGGUGUCCUGUCCCCAAACAGAGGCCAUGCAGGUGUCCUGUCCCCAAACAGAGGCCCCACAGGUGUCUUUCCUCAGGCAGUAGCUUUGCUGUGAUCCUUUUCUCUGGCAGGGACUCUGCAGGUGUUCUGUCACCAUAUAGAGGCUCUGGACGUUUCCUGCCCUCAUACAGAGCCUCUACAGAUGUCCUGUCCCUAGGCUGUGGAUCUGUAGUUGUCCUAUCCCCUAUCGAUGGAUUUGCAGUUGUCCUGUUCCCUCACAGUUCCUCUGCAGGUGUCCUCUGGAGCGAUGGCCACAGGUAAGCCCUCUUCGGCAUGCAAACCUGGCUUACAGCUGCCAGUCCUGAGAAGCUAUUUUGCGUUUGAUGUGGUCUCUGUGAAGCUGGUGAGAACUCAGGGCUGGAGGCAUCAAGGUGUUGAUGCAGGAAUUAAAAUCCAGGUCCUUUGCCAAGGCAGGUUUUAAAGGCUCAUCCCUCAUUGUGGAACCCCAUGUAUGAUCGACCCUGAUUUCAGCCCUACAUGGUGAGGACAGGCAGAGCUGCUGCACCCUCUGUGCCAGUCAAAUGAUACCCAGUAGCAACUAUUUCCCAAUGAGGACAGGCCCUAGACUCCGUCAGAUUGGCCAGAACUCCUGUCACUCUCCACACAGUCAUGUGUUCCUACACAACAGCAGCCCCCAACUCUCCUUGCCUACUCACACUCAGCCAAUCAGAAGGCUUCUUCACCUACCUGAUGUUAUUUUCCCAUCGAAGUAGGUGGUUUGGAUUACUGCAUAAGUAUGACCAGAUUUGAACAGUUAUUUAAAAUGUCUAUCUAUAUAAAUGAAAUAUAAAAGUCAAACAGGUUGAUGUGGCAAUCUUCACAAGCCUCAUCCGAGGCGGUGCUGUCGAUCUUCCUUUCUGUUGUGGCGAAUAUAUAGUCUCCGUUUUAUUUGGUGGGGAAAUCGUAGAAAAGCAUCUAUGGACUUGAAUGGCUGAACUGUUGAUGUCACCUUUUCCUAACCGUGUCAUUUUCUUCCUUGUGAGUGUAACAUUGGAGUUUCUGCCGUUCUGCUCUCCUUUGUGUAUUUCUAGGCCUGUGCUUGCAGUUGUGCGUAUACUGGCAAUAAAAAUGUACAGAACAUCA